AUGCGAGAAUAUCGGGAUUACAUUCCUCCUGAGGCUCGGUCCCUUGACAAUCGCAGAUGGUGGCAACCUAUUGACUGCGCAAGAGAUGUCUAUAAUUACAUUCUCGAUCUCUGCGAUGGAUUCCAAACAAACCUUCCCGAGCCUUUUUUCUCCCUCACACAGUAUUGCCGGCUCGACACCAUUACCGUCCCAAAUCCCUAUCUCUAUGGAGCAGACCCUCCCUCUUCCAUCAAAGGUGGAAAGUGGUGUCGGGGUAUUGAGCUUGAAUGUGCCAGAGACAAUGGCAAGCCCACCAGUCCUUACAUGGCCCAGGCAACGCUACAUUAUUAUAACGGACGAGAGGGCUCAAUCCUUUGGGGAGAGCUCGCAGCGCUUAUUACAGCCAUGCACAACAGGGCAAUCCAGCCCGAUAUCGAUAUCCAGACUUCGAGGUCGUAUAUGGAACGAGGAUACGUUUUGAAGGAGGAACUCGGCAAUCGUCUAGCUUUUCCCCAGGAGAAACGCUUCCCAGUUGUCAUGCUUUCGUUUAUGGGCCCACAGCAUGGAAGAAUUCUCUAUGCCUUCAUGGAUGGGGAGCAGUUGGUUCUCCGACAAUCUAGGCUUUUUAGUUUCGAACGAAAGGCCAAUGCUCCAUUUGCGCUAUUUCAGCGUAUUUUGCUGAGCCAUCCUAUCGCUGAACGCUGA
Aspergillus terreus NIH2624 is the source of this 684-nucleotide messenger RNA. RefSeq lists its product as uncharacterized. The record is from RefSeq and is a predicted model, not a curated record. The transcript is spliced from 2 exons. The coding region runs from base 1 to 684 and encodes 227 amino acids. Lineage: Eukaryota; Fungi; Ascomycota; Eurotiomycetes; Eurotiales; Aspergillaceae.